Molecule: messenger RNA, 999 nt
Organism: Clunio marinus
Lineage: Eukaryota; Metazoa; Arthropoda; Insecta; Diptera; Chironomidae
Source: the annotation of a GenBank genome assembly
AUGAAAAAAGUUACUAAUUUUAGCGAUUGUCCAUGCGAACGUUACAACAACACUCUAGAUAAAGCUAUGAAACGAAUUAAAACUAUUCAUGAAAAAUAUCUAUUCAUUAAGAAUAUCAUAACAGCUGAGAAAACACCUGAUUAUCAAACGACGAUAACUUAUACAACGCAUGGUGAUGUCGUUUUUCUCAUUGAAAAUAUUAUUCCAUUGCUAGAAAGAUGGCAGGCUCCAAUAAGCAUAGCUUUAUAUACUCCCGGAUCUGAUUUCAAUGUGACAUUAGAUGCAAUUUUAUAUUUUAGGAAUUGUCAUGAUCAACGAGAUCUUGUGAGAGAUUUUGCGUCAUUUCAUUUCUUCCUUGAGAAGGAUUUAGUGCCUAAAGACAUGAAUCUUAAAGUUGAUGAAUCAAAAUUUUCUUGCUCUUCAAAUGACCAUCUUCUAAAUCUUAAACAUGAAGCUUAUCCUGAUGGAAAAAGUGUCUUUGUACUACCUGUGUUUGAAAUUGAAAAAGGUGUCGAAUUGCCUCAAAAUAAAUCACAACUUCGUAAGCUUUUCAAGGAUCACAAAUUGUUUUUGUUUCAUGAAAAGGUAUGUCGAAGAUGUCAUAAAGUUCCAAACCAAACGCAAUGGAUGGAAGAAGAUGAUCCAGAAUUGAAAGUGUUUGUAAGUGUCAAAAGGAAAGGUGAACAGGAAAUUUGGGAACCUUUUUAUGUUGGUACAAAUGCUGAACCAAUUUUUGACGAGCGAUUGAGUUGGGAAGGACAAUUUAAUAAAAUGAUACAAGCUUACACCAUGUGUCUACUUGAUUAUAAUUAUCACGUGCUUUCAAAUGCAUUCCUCAUUCAUAGACCAGGAAUAAAGACAAAAAAACAAGCAACACGAGUAAAAUGGGAAGCUGUUGGUCGAAAAACUAUACAGGAACUCAUAAGGCCUGAUCUUAAACUAUUGUAUGGAGAGAGAAAAGGUUGUUGGAUUGUUGGAAUGGAUAAAAGUAACCGAUAA